AUGGCAGAAUCCAAGUACUCAGACGCUUUCACCUUCCUGCCGCAAGGCGGCAUCAUACAGGAAUUCAGGAUCGGCGGGCAGAACAUCGUACUCGGCUUCCCGUCAGCGGCAACCUAUAAGGGCAAGACGAGUCCGUUCUUUGGAGAGAAUAUCGGCCGCUAUGCGAACAGAAUCUCAGCGGCCAAGAUCAACGAUCUGAACGGCAAGAGCUAUGAUUUGGUAGCCAACAAUGGACCCAACACGCUGCACGGCGGCGCCGAGGGCUGGGGUAAGAAGGCCUUCGAAGGUCCCACACCAGUCAAUCGCGAUGGUCGCGAAAGCGUCUUGUUCAAGUACGUCAGCAAGGAUGGAGAAGAAGGAUUUCCUGGCACGGUCGAGUUGAAGCUUUGGUACACGCCUUUCGUGGAGAAGGAUGACGGGAAGGAUAAGACCACGUUGGAUAUCGAAUAUGAGGUGGAGCUGGUGGGCGACGAGGUCGAGGAGACUGCCGUCAGCGUCACCAACCACAGCUACUUCAACAUCUCAGGCGGGCCGACGAUUGAAGGAACGCGAGCAAAGGUCCCCAGCAACUUGCACCUCGUGACCGACGAAAACAGCAUCCCUACUGGCGAGAUCAAGCCUUUCCCAGGAAUUCCUGCAAACGAGGAGUUCGUCCUGGGGCCUAAAGAACCAGAUCCAGACCACUGCUUUGUUGUAAAUUCGGAUCCUUCCAGCAUUCCUCUCGACUCUCGCAAGGAGCCAAUCAAGAAGCUUAUAGAGCUGUACCACCCUAACACCAAGAUCCAUUUCGAAGCUCUCAGCACCGAGCCCGCCUUCCAAUUCUACGCUGGUCGCUUCAUCAAUGUGCCCGCGGUGGACGGCGUGCCAGCGCGUGGCCCUCGAAGCGGUCUCUGCAUCGAAGCGAGUCGCUAUGUGAAUGCGAUCAACAACGAAGCGUGGAGACAGCAAGUCGUGCUGAAGAAAGGGCAGACCUGGGGCAGCCGAACGAUCUACAGGGCCUGGGUGGAUGAGGAGUAA
This is a messenger RNA of Zasmidium cellare ATCC 36951, 1017 nucleotides long. RefSeq lists its product as uncharacterized. The transcript has 2 exons. Gene Ontology annotation, molecular function: carbohydrate binding; aldose 1-epimerase activity. NCBI's taxonomy places the organism in Eukaryota, Fungi, Ascomycota, Dothideomycetes, Mycosphaerellales, Mycosphaerellaceae. Gene Ontology annotation, biological process: glucose metabolic process; beta-D-galactose catabolic process via UDP-galactose, Leloir pathway. The coding region runs from base 1 to 1017 and encodes 338 amino acids. The record is from RefSeq and is a predicted model, not a curated record.